AUGGUUUUGGUGGAAAUGUAUGCAGGAGGGCAUAUUAACCCGGCUGUGACUCUUGGGUUGUUCUUGGCUCGGAAGGUGUCUUUGGUCCGAGCCAUCAUGUACAAGGUGGCUCAGUGCUUAGGGGCCAUUUGUGGAUGUGGGUUGGUGAAGUCAUUCCAAAAGGCAUACUAUGUCAAUUAUGGAGGUGGAGCCAACGAGCUCUCUGCUGGGUACAGCAUCGGUACCGGACUCGCAGCUGAGAUUAUCGGUACCUUUGUCCUUGUUUACACAGUCUUCUCUGCCAUAGAUCCCAAAAGAAAUGCUCGAGAUCCUCAUGUCCCUCUAAGUAUUGUUAAAAUUAUCUAA
Molecule: messenger RNA, 345 nt
Organism: Camellia sinensis
Lineage: Eukaryota; Viridiplantae; Streptophyta; Magnoliopsida; Ericales; Theaceae
Source: RefSeq, a predicted model, not a curated record